Molecule: messenger RNA, 2546 nt
Organism: Gymnogyps californianus (California condor)
Lineage: Eukaryota; Metazoa; Chordata; Aves; Accipitriformes; Cathartidae
Gene: GALNT14
Product: polypeptide N-acetylgalactosaminyltransferase 14
Exons: 16
Coding region: 1-1662 (553 amino acids)
Cellular component (GO): Golgi apparatus
Source: RefSeq, a predicted model, not a curated record
AUGAGGCGGCCGACGCGGCGGCUGGCGCUGUCUCUGCUGGGGGUGCUCUGGCUCGCUGCUCUCCUCCUCUUCUUCUUCGGGGCGAGGAGGAAGUUGGAGGCGGCGGGAACCGAGGGGCGCCCGCCGGAGGGCUCGGAUGUGGACUGGGACGACCUUUGGGAUCAGUUUGAAGAGCGGAGGUACCUGAGUGCCCGGAGGUGGAAGGGCGGCGAGGACCCGUACCGGCUCCAUGCCUUUAACCAGCGGGAGAGCGAGAGGAUCCCCAGUGACCGCGCCGUCCGCGACACCCGCCAUCACAGGUGUACAACUUUGCACUAUCGCCAGGACCUCCCGCCAACCAGCGUCAUCAUCACCUUCCACAACGAGGCCAGGUCAACCCUGCUAAGGACGAUUCGGAGUGUGCUGAACCGCACCCCAGUGCACCUCGUCCAUGAAAUCAUACUAGUGGAUGACUUCAGUGAUGAUCCUGACGACUGCCGCUUGUUGGGCAAGCUCCCCAAGGUGAAGUGCUUGCGGAACGGCCGUCGAGAAGCCGGUCUGAUCCGGUCCCGAAUCCGAGGGGCAGAUGUGGCACAAGCAGGAAUCCUGACCUUCCUUGACAGUCACUGUGAGGUCAAUAAGGACUGGCUGCUCCCUCUGCUGCAGAGGAUCAAAGAGGAUCCCACCCGAGUGGUCAGCCCCGUUAUUGACAUCAUCAACUUGGACACUUUUGCCUAUGUGGCGGCUUCCUCGGACCUCAGAGGAGGUUUUGACUGGAGUCUACAUUUCAAAUGGGAGCAGCUUUCCCCAGAGCAGAAAGCCAAACGACUUGAUCCCACCGAACCCAUUAAGACUCCCAUCAUUGCUGGGGGGCUGUUUGUGAUCGACAAAGCCUGGUUCAACCACCUGGGGAAGUACGACAGUGCCAUGGACAUCUGGGGUGGGGAGAACUUUGAAAUCUCUUUCCGUGUGUGGAUGUGUGGAGGGAGCCUGGAAAUCAUCCCCUGCAGCCGCGUUGGACACGUCUUCCGGAAGAAACAUCCAUAUGUCUUUCCAGAGGGAAAUGCCAAUACGUACAUUAAAAACACCAAGCGCACCGCGGAGGUGUGGAUGGACGAAUUCAAGCAGUACUACUACGCGGCUCGUCCCGCAGCCCAAGGGAGGCCUUAUGGAAACGUCCAGAGCAGAGUGGAGCUGCGGAAGAGGUUGAAAUGCCACAGCUUCAAGUGGUACCUGGAAAACGUUUAUCCCGAACUUCGGAUUCCCGAGGAAUCGCUCUAUCAGACUGGGAUGAUCAGGCAAAGGCAGAGCUGCCUGGAGUCACACAAGUCUGAAGCCCAAGAGUUCCCCAUCCUGAGCUUAAAUCCUUGCAUCAGCAGCAAAGGCACAGCAGCAACAGCACAGGAAUGGACAUAUACAUACAACCACCAAGUCCGCCAGCAGCAGCUGUGCUUGUCUGUGUACACUCUCUUCCCCGGUUCCCAGGUGCUGCUGUCACCUUGCAAAGAAGGUGACAACAAGCAGCGAUGGGGUAAAGUUGGGUCACACAUUGAACACAUAGCUUCACGCUUCUGUUUGGACACUGAGACGACUGGGGACACAAAUGAAAGCACCAAAGAGCUUGUCAUCAACCCUUGUGAGAGCACAGCCAUGAGUCAGCGCUGGGACAUGGUGAUGUCUUGACCUGCUGGAGGACUUACACAGCGGGGAUGGGCACUGAGAUGUUGCUACAUGCAGCCGAGAUGCACCAGAUAGAGCGCAAAUGCAAAACCAUUGGGGGUCCUUGUGUACUACGGGACAGGAGAAGAAUCAUUGAAAUAAAAAUAAGGAUGUGGCACUCCAGGUUGAACAACGGAUGUUGUCUGCAAGACAUGCAGCCGGUAUUGGCCUGUUGGCGGUCAUACAUUCAAUGAGAAAGGUUGGCAAAAAAACAAACUUGAAAUGUUUUAGAGGGAUACCGGGGGUCCUGUGAUGGGCCCUACAGAAGUUCAGUGUGCACAGUAUUGAUUAAUCUCUCUGGAAACACACGCAGAAGAGCCUUGUAGACCAAAAGGAGACUUGGACUCAGCAAAACAAGCAUCUCAAUAGCUUUUGGGGGGUGAGGCAGGUGCGCAAGGAGGGAUGUGCCAAGGGAUGCUAAGAAACAUCGCCUGGGAUCCAGUGGAAAACACUGAAUUAUCUUUGCACUUUUCAUUGCUGUGGAUGAGUUUGUCUUCUGCAGACAGCAUGGGUGGAGCCCUGUUGCACGUUCGAAUUCGUAUCUGAUCCACGUACAUGUUGUGUAUACAGAGGCAGGGCAGUCAUUUAUGGCUGUGGCCAGGAUCAAACCAGCAAGUAAUGGGGGAAUCCUGCUCUGUACUAACCGCACAUGGGGGUUGUUGAAUCUCCAAAGCCCAAGCAAACAGAGGAUUCAGUGUGUGAGAUUAAAGGAUAUAAACUGCUGUGAAGCUGGGAGGAAAAGCAGUAACAUGAUUAUUUCUCCUUUCUGAAGGCCAUGGGUGAGCCUUGGUCACUGAAAACUCCCCUAUAAUCUCAUUAUGUGUCUCUCACUGCUUCAGAUCUGGAAU